This is a messenger RNA of Schistosoma turkestanicum, 1307 nucleotides long. NCBI's taxonomy places the organism in Eukaryota, Metazoa, Platyhelminthes, Trematoda, Strigeidida, Schistosomatidae. The record is from the annotation of a GenBank genome assembly.
UCUAGGUCAGAGUAGUUUGAAAGUGUUUAACAAUUAACUGAUAUGAAUAUGAAAAACUGCGUUACUCAUCGCUGAUCAAAUGUUAGAAGAACGACUGCAUUUGGAGUUGGAAAAUUUAAAGAAUGAUCUGACAGUGACCGUCCAGCAGUUAAAUGCCAAGACACAAGCAGUUUCGAUUUUGAAUGCAUCAUUAGAAAAAUGCAAUAAAGAGAAGAAUGAAUUUAAGAGAAUGGCAGAACAGGUGAUGAAUCGGUACCAGAUGCUUAAAAAAACUCUCAUGGAAUGUGAAAAAGAUGAUGAGUAUUCUACCCCUGAUUUAAUGCAUUUAUCUACUAAACAGCUUGCUUCUUUAUUGAUAGAAAGCCGAGAAGCUAAUAAAAGUUUAGAACAUGAACUAAUGAACUCUCGGGAAAAAAUUGAAGAACUUCAAGGGGAUAUUAAAGUGUUGAGGAGACAACUUAAUGAUCGUUUAUGUGAAAAUCAGCAGACAGUCGAUACCAAAAUUUAUGGAAAUGAUCGCCAAACCUAUGUAACUCAGUUAGAAGAGCUUACUUUUCAGCUCUCGGAAAUCAAACGUGAAUUAGGUCAAUGUCUUGAUGAGAAACAAGAAAUUGCAACUGAACGAGAUAUUUAUCGUAAUAAAUGUGAUCGAUUGAACAAUGAAUUAAAUUAUAUUUUAAGUGGAGAUGAAAGAAAAAUUCAAGAUAUUGACGCCUUAAUAACUGAAAGCAGAAUGUUAAAAGAUCAAAUUCAAUCGUUGGAAAUUGAAAAAUCUUUAGCGUUAACUACAGUAACUAAAUAUAAAAAACUUUUAGAUCAAAAGUUGCCAAAAAACUCAUCAAUUAACAAUGAAUGUUGUAUAACACCGGCAACUUCACCUCAACAUCAAGAGAAAACAAUCUGAAAUGGUGUAACAUUUCCCUUUAAACGAUAAUUUUUAAAACAAUUUCCAUUUGACAAUAAAUCGUCUACAUUCUCUCCUAUGAUGAUGAUGAUGAUGAUGAUGCAUUCUCGAAUCACAUGAUACAUCGAAAUGAUUUUUAUCAUUCCACAUUCUGCUGUGAUAUUUAUUACAUAUAUUUUCUUGUAUGUUGUUGUGUUGAUGAUGAUAAUUUUAUUUUAUUUGUUUUCUUAAAUAAUUUUAUUUUUGUAGUAGUUCAUAGUCAGCUCUUAUGAUGAGGAUGAGAAUGAGGAUGAAACAACCUGCGAUGUUUGAAUAUGUAAAGAAUAUCGAUCGUUUUUUUUUAAUCUAUUGAUGUAUACUCUUACACAAUGCUCGUGUAUUUAUUAUUAUUAUUAUUAUUAUU